Messenger RNA from Phytophthora nicotianae INRA-310, 1537 nucleotides. RefSeq lists its product as hypothetical. The record is from RefSeq and is a predicted model, not a curated record. The transcript has 2 exons. The coding region runs from base 1 to 1242 and encodes 413 amino acids. Lineage: Eukaryota; Oomycota; Peronosporomycetes; Peronosporales; Peronosporaceae.
AUGAACCUCACCAAGUUGGUUGCGCACCUCGCCAUCGUGGCUUUGGCGAUGAACUCCUUCGCCGAAGCCUCCGUCCCCGCUACCGGCCACGCUGUACGUCAGCUUGGCGCUGGCGGCGGCGUCUCCACACCGACUACUUCGACGACCCAGCAGUCCACUACGACGCAAACCGGUCAGACUUCCACGGACACCGCGACGCAGAGCGGCCACACCUCGACCGACGCAGCCGGUCAAAGCGGCCACACGCCCACCGGAACAACGAACCAGGGUCAGUCCUGGGGUGGCCAAGGUGGGCAGAUCAGGAACCAAGGAGGUGAAUCCAACCACAACACUCAACAGGGAGGCCAUUCUUGGAACCAAGGAGGUGAAUCCAACCACAACACUCAACAGGGAGGACAUUCUUGGAACCAAGGAGGUGAAUCCAACCACAACACUCAACAGGGUGGCCAGUCUUGGGGUCAGGGUGGCCAAUCCUGGGGUCAGGGUGGAAACCAAGGCGGAGGCGCUGCUACACCGUGCUCCGGCGACAGCUCUCAGCAGGGUGGCCAGACAUGGGGCCAGGGCGACCAGAGUGGCCACUCGUGGGGCCAAGGUGGCCAGGGUGGCCAGGGCUGGACUGGUAAUGGAAACCAUGGUGGUGACGCUGCUGCUACGCCAUGCCCCAGCGAUAACACGAACCAAGGUCAAUCGUGGGGGCAAGGUGGUCAAGGAGGUAAUUCGUGGGGACAAGGUGGCCAGUCCUGGACAGGUAACGGACAGCAAGGCGGUGAUUCCGCGGCUACGCCUUGCCCGAGCGACAACACUAACCAAGGGCAGGGACAAAAUGGACAGGGUCAAUCAUGGAACCAAGGUGGCCAAGGUGGCCAGUGGCCAAACGUCGGUGGAGACUCCGCGGAGACUCCUUGCCCUGGCGACAACAACUCGGAUCAGUGGACCGGUACUGUGACUACGCCAGACCAAGGCUCACCCAGUGGUGACCAGCCUCCUGCCACCCAGGGCUCUGCUGGUUCUCCUCCGGCUACCCCCGCUACACCUGCGACCCCAGCUACAGAGGCUCCUACGACGGCACCUCCGGCUACCGAGGCUCCUACGACGGCACCCCCAGCUACCGAGGCUCCAACUACCGACGCCCCCGCUACGGUCACGACUCCAGCGACUAAGACUGGCAUCACAACCCCCGCUACUCAGUCCGACGAGUCGACGACGCAGCAGUCCGCUACGCAGUCUCGCCUUCGUCACUAGAUGGUUAUCCGAUCCUGAAGACGAUGCAGUUGUGAGCACUCACUCUUGCCAUUCUUUGUCGUUGACAAAGACACUGUAUGUAUAUCUCCCAUAGCGUAAAUACGACAUACAAACCGAUUCAAACUGGUAUGAAGUGACAACGUAUCAUUGUUUGUUUUGGCACAUUCGACAAGCGUGACUAUCAGCAAAACAGUCCUUUAAGGCUGUGCUCAUUUGAGGGGCAUUGUACCACAGACGCUGGCAUAUAUUUUCCGAUAGUGGAGUUACGGGAGUAGGAUAAUACUUUUUGUAGCGC